CUCAAUCUAUUGAUUGAUGUUUGUACAACUGCUCUGUCCUCUAUAGUGUAGAGAACAGCGUCACAUGAUCAUCAGUAACUUUAGGCCAGGGGCGGACUGACAACUCAUGGGGACCCUGGGCAAUAGGGGAUAAUGGGGCCCCUAUGUCCUUGCCCAAACUCAAAAAAGCCUAUGAAAAAGGUACCAGGGGCAUCUCAUGGGGCCCCCUAGUGACCCCGGGCCCUCGGGCAGUGCCCGAGUUUCCAAAUGGUCAGUCCGCCCCUGCUUGAGACCUUCU
Messenger RNA from Staurois parvus, 277 nucleotides. The record is from the annotation of a GenBank genome assembly. NCBI's taxonomy places the organism in Eukaryota, Metazoa, Chordata, Amphibia, Anura, Ranidae.